Messenger RNA from Syzygium oleosum, 2573 nucleotides. Its product is annotated as probable serine/threonine-protein kinase WNK5. Gene Ontology annotation, molecular function: ATP binding; protein serine/threonine kinase activity. The coding region runs from base 535 to 2424 and encodes 629 amino acids. Lineage: Eukaryota; Viridiplantae; Streptophyta; Magnoliopsida; Myrtales; Myrtaceae. The transcript has 7 exons. Gene Ontology annotation, biological process: protein phosphorylation; intracellular signal transduction. The record is from RefSeq and is a predicted model, not a curated record. Gene Ontology annotation, cellular component: cytoplasm.
CUCUCUCUCUCUCUCUCUCUCUCUCGCGAAACUUUGUCCUUGUCCACAGAUCAGACCGCAGCUCCUUUCUUUUCUUUCUUGUCGGUCCCGGGUUUUCCCUUCCUGGUCCCUACUUAUCUAGUUGCCCGCACUGUGCUCGGCGCUCCGUGCACAGUCGUCGUCACUGCUAUAUAUCGCGAAGGAGAAACAUCUGUCCGCUCGAGAAGACAAAUGAUCAACAAGGACUACGAGUUCUCCCGGGGCGUGGUGGAAAUGGGGUGGAUCAUGCUCAGCGUCGACUACUCGAGGCUCUUCUGGUUGCUGUUCGGCGUCUUCUCCUAUGAGAAUCACGAGGGAAAACCUCGGAUCUUCUUCUAGCGACCGCUUCCCUCUCUUUCCUUUCCGUCAUUAAAAGUUUGUCUGUCCGGAGUAGUAAAGUAGUCGUAAUUCUCGAUCUCCAGCUUUAGUGAAUAAGGUUAAGUAUUUAAGUGUGGAAAACUAGAGGCCUCUCGAAGGGAAAUCUCGAAAGGCUUCGUUUUGGAAUCGCCGUCAGCCAUGCAGAGGAUCACGAGGACCGCCGGAGAGUUUUUGGAUGGCGCGAACGCAAGGGUCGAAUACGCCGAGACCGACCCGGCGGGCCGAUACGGACGCUUUAAGGAGGUCUUGGGCAAAGGAGCGGUGAAGACGGUGUACAGAGCAUUCGACGAAGUGCUUGGGAUGGAGGUGGCUUGGAGCCAAGUGAAGCUCCACGAUGUUUUCCGCUCGCCGGAUGAGCUGCAGAGACUCUACUCGGAGGUUCACCUCCUGAAGAAUCUCGAUCACGAGUCCAUCAUCAAGUUCUACACUUCGUGGGUCGAUCCCAACCGGAGAACCUUCAACUUCAUCACUGAGCUCUUCACCUCCGGCACCCUCCGAGAGUAUAGGAGAAAGUAUCAAAGAGUGCACAUGGGAGCAAUUAAGAACUGGGCUCGCCAAAUACUGAAGGGCCUCGCUUACCUCCAUAGCCAUGAUCCUCCAGUCAUACAUAGAGACCUCAAGUGCGACAACCUCUUCGUCAAUGGCCAUCUCGGCCAGGUCAAGAUCGGUGAUCUCGGUCUGGCCGCUAUUCUUCGUGGAUCGCAACUUGCCCACAGCGUCAUAGGCACACCGGAAUUCAUGGCACCAGAACUGUACGAGGAAGAGUACGAUGAGCUAGUUGACAUAUAUUCCUUUGGCAUGUGCUUGCUUGAGAUGCUCACUUCCGAGUACCCAUACGGCGAGUGUUCGAACCCAGCUCAAAUAUACAAGAAAGUCACUUCGGGAAAGUUACCGGAGGCCUUUUAUCGGAUUCAAGAUGACGAAGCACGAGAAUUUGUGGGGAAAUGUCUGAAGAAGGCGUGCGAUAGAUUGCCCGCUCAAGAGCUCUUAUUGGAUCCCUUUCUUGCCUCCGAUGAUGGAGGACCGCUCCUGCUCACGCCGAAAGCUUCAAGUGGAAGUUCAACUCCUAAAAAGACGACGACGGCGAUGAAUUUAAUGGUGCCGUCGAUUAUUGUGCCCGAUCUUUUGAGGAAUACCAACAUGACUAUCACGGGGUCUAUGAAUUCAGAAGAUGACACCAUCUAUCUCAAAGUGCAAAUUACUGAAAAAGAUGGAAAUGCGAGAAACAUAUACUUUCCCUUCGAUAUCGUGAAUGACACCGCGCUAGAUGUCGCUUUGGAGAUGGUGAGGGAACUAGAAAUUUCCAAUCGGGAGCCAAUGGAGAUCGCCAAGAUGAUCGAGGAGGAGAUAUCUUCUCUCGUUCCGACGUGGAAAAAAUCCUGCCUCCCAUUAAAGAAUCACCACGAUAGCUUUAGUUACCAAGAUGAUGACGAUGACGAGGAAACACGCCCUCCGUUUCACACCUUCUCCUCUUGUUCUUCCUCCCAUGCAUCUCUCCCAAAUUUCAACUCACCGUUCUCUGAUGCAAAUCUCAAGGACGUCUGCAACAACAUGAUGAAUAUUAGCCUGGAUUGGCUGCAAGAUCAUGAUGUCUUUGCGCAUGAUGAGGCAACUUCUCCAAGCUCAGUGACCUCUCUGAAGUACUCGAAUUUCAGCUACUGCUCAAGCAACGAAGACGAUUAUGAUACAAGUCCCCGUGGGGACCCUCUUUGCUUCGCGAAAACCCACCAAUCCACAAGAUUCUGUCCCGAAGAGUGCAAGAGAGUGAAUGAUAACUACCAACGGAACAAUGCGCAGUUUGACGCUCAGAGAGGUCAACAUUUCGCGAAUCACAAGCAGAAGAUAGCACGGAUCCAGUCGCUCGUGGACUUCCGGAGCCAGCUGUUGCACCGUUCUCUCGUGGAGGAGAUCAACAAGAGGCGCAUGUUCAAGACCGUCGGAGCAGUUGAAAACAUCGGAUUUCAAGAACCUUGUGACUUCGCUGGGACUUCUUGCAGAGAUAGCGAGAAGCAACGAUUUGGAUGGUGAAGUUACUACUUCAAUUACGCCCUCAAACGCCAUAUAUUGUAUUGGUGGCGGUUUUCCUACACAUAAUGGUGUAACGUGUGUGAUUAGUAAUGCAUUGUACGAACAUAUAAGUACUGAGUUUAUAAUGGUGCUUAUUCUGUGUGUUUGAA